AUGGCUUCAAUUCCAUAUUCAGAUCAAAACCCUAACCAACAAGAAAACUCCAUAAUUCCAGUGUUAACAGUUUUCAAGAACAAAUCGAUCAUCAAGAACAUCUGCAUCAUUCUCAACGACGACAACGAAGACGAUCACAUCAUUCUCAUCGGUCGUCACCCAACCUGCAACAUUGUUCUCACUCACCCUAGCAUCAGCCGUUUCCAUCUUCAGAUUCGCUUCACUCCCUCUUCAAAAUCCAUUUCGCUUCUCGAUAUAUCUUCUGUGCACGGAACGUGGGUGAGCGGUAGGAAGCUCGAGAGUGGCGUCAGCGUUGAAUUGAAGGGAGGUGAUAGCUUUCGACUUGGGGCUUCCAGUAGGGUUUACCUUCUUCGCUUUGUCUCCCAAUUCGACGCAAAUGCGAUAAAGAACAUUGGUUCUUUAUCUUGUGAUGAUGAUGAAAUUAAGAGCCCGUCAGAAACAUUUGACGAUGAGAAUGACUCCGUUAGAACUGAGACAUCAUGUUGUGAUGGUAAGGAUGAACCGGGUGAAUCUCAAAUCUGUUUUCUAUCUCCACCUUAUGUACAAUCAGUGGAUGAAGCAGAUAGCAGACAAGUAAUUAAAGCUUGUCCCGAAGUAGAGGUGACGGGAGAGACUAGUUUGCUUUGCACAUUGAAGGAAUGUUUUAAACACACCUUAUGUAACCCAGUUGUGGAAGCAAACAAAUUGCACCAACAAUCUUCUGCAGAAAAGAAGUGGAUUGAUCCUGAAGCAUCACUUAAUGAAAAAUGUGGUGCUGCAGUGGAUGUGAUACCUAAAGAAUCUGAUUUUGAGGGUGCAUUCAAAGAUAGUGACAAGAUUGGAGAUAUUUUAACUACAGGAGCAAACUUCUUCAAUUCUGAGGACAUGCCUGAUUCUGAAUCUCAUCAAACCAAUACUGAUGAGGAAGUUUCUGUGGAAUCACUCUCUGAUGGGGAAUCUUUUGAUGAAAUAGUUAAAAAUGUGGACCUUUCAUCAUCUGAUAAAAAUGGUGUUGUUGCUGUGAAUGUAAAACCCAGAGAGCAGAAAUUAGAAUUCUUCUUUGAAGAAAAUGCCAGAAUUGACAAUAUUUUAACUAGUGUAUCAAGUCUUUUCAUUUCUGCAAACAAGUCUUCACUACUUGAGGAAGCAAAUCCUGUAACCAAUUUUCAACAAAACAAGAUUGUUGAAGAAGUUAAUGUUGAUUCACUGUCUGAUGGAGAAAAAGAAAAUAAUUGUGACACAGAGUUGCAGGCAUACCAGAAUUUUAAACCUUGUGAUGAAGGUAACUCACUGGAGCAAACAGUUGAAGAUACUGUGAAAUCCUUUCAAACAGAGUUACUGAAUCCUUCAGUAGCUCAGGAGGCUGAUUUAGAUAUUACAGACAAGGAGAAUAGAACCCCGCAAUCUCUCGUUGCUGUGGCUGGAUGCUUUGAUUUGGACUAUGAAAGCUGUGUAGUAGACUCAGCACAGAGAAGUUCUCCUUGUGAUGAAGAAGGUAACUCACUUGAUGAAACAGUUGAAGAUACUGUGAAAUCCUUUCAAACAGAGUCACUUAAUCCUUCAGUAGCUCAGGGGGCUGAUUUAGAUAUUACAGACAAGGAGAAUAGAACCCCACAAUCUCUGGUUGCUGUGGCUGGAUGCUUUGAUUUAGACUAUGAAAGCUGUGUAGAAGACUCAGCACAGAGAAGCUCAACAUUUGCUUGUGAUAAGGCUGUGAGUGCGCCUCAGAAUCAAACCAGGAAGAGCAGAUUAUUGAACACACCUAAUGUUGAUACUAAAUUUGUAAUGAGUAAUUUGAGGGAUAUCAGUGUCCUAAAUAAACCAAUGCGAAAGGAUCUUUUCUCUGUCUCGGAUGAAGAAGAAAUGUGCACUCCAACUAAGGAAAACCUAGAAGAUAGUAAAAAUUCCGAGUCACAGAUGUCAAAGAAUUUGUUGAAGGCUAGUUUUAGUCCCAACUUCUAUUCCGCGGAAAGAAGUACAAGUGCCUUUUCAAACAAAGAGAACCUGACUCCAAGAGAAGCUCAACAAUGGCAGUCAGAGAGAAGGCCUCUUGAGUGUCAUGAUACUGCGGGGUUAAGAAAAAAGAGAGCGGAGCGGACACCCUUACGGUUACUAAUGAAUUCUGCAGACAAUCACAAUUCGGCAAACUCAAGUCCUGUUUAUAGUCCUUUUUCUGCAAAAGAGAACCUGACUCCAAGGGGAGCCCAACAACGGCAGUCAGAGAGAAAGCCUCUGGAGUGUCAUGAUACUGCAGGGUUAAGAAAAAAGAGAGUGGAGCGCACACCCUUACAGUCACUAAUGAGUUCUGGAAGCAAUCACAAUUCAGAAAACUCAAGUCCUUUUUAUAGUCCUUUUUCUGUUGCAAAAGAGAUACCCUUACAGUCACUAGGGAGAUCUGGAGGCAAUCGUAGUUUGGCAAACUCAAGUCCUUUUAAUAGUCCAUUUUCUGCUGCAAAAUCCAUUCUUGGCGUCACUGCUAGAACCAGUAGUUCUAGAACCAGUAAUUCGAGACACAUUUCAGACAAGCACAGUGAAUCUUCUACUGUGAGUGAAGAGCGAAAGAGAAGCUGGGAUAUGGUUGUAGACACUGCUUCUCUUCUGAACAAGGAGUCAAGAAAGGCUUUGCAGCUUCUACAAGGUCUCAAGGGGACUCGGUUAAUCAUUCCACAAUCAGUCAUAAGAGAAUUGGGCAGCAUGAAGCAACAGAUUGGAGUUUUUAGAAGGAUUCCAGAGGCUACUAAGGCCUUGGAAUGGAUUGAAGAAUGCUUAGGAAAGACAAAGUGGUGGAUUCAUAUCCUUGACUGUGCUUUUCCUAUUAUUGAAGAUCAGAUCCUUGACUGUGCUCUUCAAUAUAGAAGCAAAGAUAAUGCUGGACAACUUGUCCUUCUUAGUGAUGAUAUCACCUUGAAAAUCAAAUCCAUGGCGAAGGGACUGCUAUGUGAGACAGUGGAGCAAUUUCGUCGGAGUUUAGUGAACCCUUUUUCUGAGAGGUUUAUGUGGGCUAACAGCGCUCCUAGGGGACUGACUUGGUCUUGCCAAGAUGAUGUGGUUUUAAGGGAGAAAUAUUGCCGUUUCCCAUCAAAGGCUGGUUUGAAGGUGCUUGUCACUUAA
This is a messenger RNA of Vicia faba (fava bean), 3111 nucleotides long. Lineage: Eukaryota; Viridiplantae; Streptophyta; Magnoliopsida; Fabales; Fabaceae. The record is from the annotation of a GenBank genome assembly.